UACAAGUAAACUUGUUGUCACAAAACAUGUCAGCAGUAAGCCUAGAGAUUUUAGAGUUUAUUCGCCCAGAGGGAAACAACAAGAAUUUAUAUAUAACCGGUAUACCUUGGAUGGAAGAAGCUGAGAUACUGGAUAAGUUCUAUCAACUAUUCACAACAUAUGGCCCAGUAUAUGGUAUUCGUCUGUGUCCGGCAAGUAUAAAAAUUUCUCGACCAGUCUCUGAGCCAGACACACCUCCUUUCAACUGUAGGGUGGGAAUAGCACUUAAUGACACAGACAAAGACAAGUCAACACCACCUGGUGGUAACAACGAGCAGAAUGGAUACUAUGCCUUUGUGACGUUUUAUCUGGCUAUGAGUGCUAAAAGGGCAAAGGACAAUUUAAAAAGCCGACUUAUUAUUCAAGGGAAUGAGUGCAAGAUUUCCACAGCCAAGAGAAAGAAGGAAAUAAGUAGAGCCACUCUACACUUUACAAAGUGUCAGGAACUGGCAAACCAAUACCUAGGCUUUAAUGGAUGGUCCACUUCUGUCAAACUGCUAGAAUGUGACUCUGAGGUGCAGGAAGGUGAGAUAAAAAAGCUGCAGUAUGUGUGUGUGGUCAGAUUGAACAUCGCUCAACAUGGUUUAAGUACUGAUGGUCUUGGAGCUUGGGAGGAAUCCUGUCUCACCACAGAUCCCACAAGUAGAGCCAAAGCGAUCUGUAAGGCUAAGAAACUGUCCUACCAGAGAGCUGUGGAGGACGCUUUCUCCAGAGUCCUCCUCAUCGUCCUCAACAACGGCAAAGUUUCUGUCGAAAUAGACACCACCAGACCAGAUGCCUUACUGGCCCAGAAACAAGUUAACAUGGAACCUGUUCUUAAGGUUAACGAGUUAGAUAAAGAGCCAGAAGAGGAGCAGAUAGAUAUGUCGUUCAAUGAUAUUGAUGACAUUGAUGACAUCAACCUUCACAUCCUACAUCAGCUGGAAGAGGAAAUGUAGAUCGAGGUCAAGAUCAUCACAAUGUUACUUGAGGUGCUUGAAACGAAGGUCAACAGUGAUGCCUCAACAAAGGUUACGACAGUGAUUGUGACUCAAUAAGCGUUGACUGAAAUUUUACAACAUCCCUCAGCAAAGAUCAACAGCAUCCAUGUUCAUAUUGACUUAUUACAAAGGUUAACAGGGACCACGCAUCAACAAAGGUCAACAGCAUGACCCCUAUUAAUGGUCCACCAUAACUUAGAGUGACCAUUAACGGUGGUCAACCAUAACUUAGAGUGACCAUUAACGGUGGUCCACCAUAACUUAGAGUGGCCAUUAACGGUGGUCCACCAUAACUUAGAGUGACCAUUGACGGUGGUCCACCAUGACUUAGACUGACCAUUAACGGUAGUCCACCAUAACUUAGAGUGACCAUUAACGGUGGUCCACCAUAACUUAGAGUGACCAUUAAUGGACACAAGAAGCAACUCUGUUAACAGUGAAUUUCAUCAAUCUCCAAAACAUCCGCAACAUAAAAGUUCAUGGUUUUAUAUCUCUUCAUUUGGUGAUCCUUUAAAAUUUAUAUUUCCUUCGGUCAUGUCUUGAUACUACAGUGUGUUCAACAUAUUUGUGAUACAAAUAAGGAGUCGUCUAAUUAUUUGUUAUGUGACAAUAGGCAAAACGUACAUUGUUAUUCAUGUUUUUGUUGAACUCUUUAUAAAUUGUUUGAAAUUGUUAUCACUCACUAUAUUUUUAUCUGUUUAAUUUUUCAAUAAA
Molecule: messenger RNA, 1733 nt
Organism: Mizuhopecten yessoensis (Yesso scallop)
Lineage: Eukaryota; Metazoa; Mollusca; Bivalvia; Pectinida; Pectinidae
Product: RAD52 motif-containing protein 1-like
Exons: 6
Coding region: 27-977 (316 amino acids)
Cellular component (GO): nucleolus
Molecular function (GO): RNA binding
Source: RefSeq, a predicted model, not a curated record